UCUCUCUCUCCCGCGCACUCCCUCUCUCUCUCUCUCCCCGACUCCCCCGACCUCCACUCCCGGCGAUGGACCGCGCCGAUUACUCGCCCCGCAAAGUCCUCGCCGGCGACGGCGACCUCACGAGGGAGGCGUUCCGUGAAACGUUGCUCAAGGCGCUGCUGGAGGGCGGCUGGUCCUGCAUUCCGUCCCAGAGGUACCGGAGAAUCCACGCGAUCUAUGACUACGGCCUGCUCGGCUAUGACAUCAAGGAGAACCUCUUGAAGUUAUGGGAUCGGCAUUUUGCUCUCGAGGACAGCAUGCGGGCAGUCCCCUUGCCCCAUGCCAAUCCAGGUCGUCGUCGGGGGGACAACACGGUUCCCAUGGUUAAUGAUGAGAAAACUGGGACUGUCUAUCGAGCUGACCAUCUCGCUCAGAGAUUUCUGUAGGAUUCGAGCAUUAGUGCGAAGAAGGCUGCGGAACUCGAGCAAGUACUUGCGAUGUUGUAUUCCCUCUCUAACGAUGAAUUGGCUGCCAAGAUAAAAGAAUACCGUAUCACUGCUCCAAACAC
Molecule: messenger RNA, 547 nt
Organism: Rhodamnia argentea
Lineage: Eukaryota; Viridiplantae; Streptophyta; Magnoliopsida; Myrtales; Myrtaceae
Product: glycine--tRNA ligase, mitochondrial 1-like
Exons: 2
Coding region: 66-425 (119 amino acids)
Biological process (GO): mitochondrial glycyl-tRNA aminoacylation
Cellular component (GO): mitochondrion; cytoplasm
Molecular function (GO): glycine-tRNA ligase activity
Source: RefSeq, a predicted model, not a curated record